CCUUCUUCCUCAUCCAUUCUCACUCUUUCCCAUGGCAAGAGCUUUGAUGUUUGUCGCCUUACAGUGGAUGUUCCUGGAUUCGCUUCUGGCAGCGUCUACAGCGGAGAUCUCGGCUAUCAGAGACAUUGCCUCCGCCCUAGGAGUGCCGGCCACGGUCUGGAACACGAGCACGGAUCCCUGCAGUGGAAGAUGGAGGGGAAUCAGCUGCUGCAACGCACAACGACUGAACUCUACCUGCUGUUCCUCCAUCUACAAUCCGUUUCCGCCUGUAAGCACCCCUUGUCCAGACUCCUCCUCCGCAAACUCGUCCACCAUCGUCGGAGUGUCUCUCGACUCCAAUUUCAUCAUGCGAGUGUUGAGUGGUUCUCUCCCCGAUUCCGUCUGUAAUUUGACGUCAUUGGUUACUCUGGAUCUCAACAACAACAACUUACAAGGCCCGAUUCCUCGCUGCAUCGGAAUCCGGCUGACACGGCUCAAGAGGCUCGGGAUGGCUGGAGGUGCAGGGAACCUCGGAACCAUUCCGGAGGAGCUCGGGAGCUUGAGCAGCUUGGAGCAGCUUUAUCUGGAUAACACCAACUUGACAGGGCCAAUCCCAAGCUCUUUCGGAGGUAUGACAAGCCUCCAGCAGCUGGAUAUUAGAUACAAUAGAUUAUCAGGAAGGAUUCCAUUGGAGCUGGGAAGGUUGACUAACCUCGUGGAGCUGGGAAUUCAAGUGAACAGCUUGGAAGGUGGCAUCGAGGCCGUGGCCAGCUUGACACGCCUCGAGAUUUUGACAGCCUUUAACAACCAUUUUUCCGGGAACUUGAGCCUGUCCAUCUUCCGGAACCUGUCCAGCCUCAGGGUGUUGAAUCUCAAGUUAAACAACUUCACGGGUGGCAUACCUGAGCUCGAUGAAAGAUUUGUCAAUCUAACUCAUCUCGACUUGAGCUUCAACCAGCUCUCCCGCGGCAUUCCAGGCUCCCUGGUUAGACUCCCUUCUCUCACACAUCUCUUCCUCGGCCACAACAAUCUUUCGGGAGCCAUUCCUUCUUCACCUCCGCCGGCUCUCCAGGUUCUGGAUGUCUCCCACAAUUCUCUCAGUGGCUCCUUGCCGAAUCUACCACAGCAGCUGCAAGUCGACUUCUCCUUCAAUUCCCUGAACUCGGUCUCUUCUUCAGCUGGUGGAAACGGGCAAGGAUACUUCAACUGCAUCGCUCCCGGACUAUCAUGCAACCGGUCACUGCCUGGAAGAUCCACUUCAUUCGCGGUUCGCGUAGGUAGCUCCCAGAACUUGACGAACAGGGACGGUACUCUCUUUCGCAGUGACGGUUUUGCACGAAACUCCACAGGUCUCCACUACUUGGAAGCUGACAGAAACUGGGCGCUGGAACUCUCGAGUGAAUUCAGCAGCACGGUGACAGUCCCAGCAACGAUCAGUGGAGUACCUCCCGAGGACGAUCCCUCUCUUUAUCAAACCAUGAGGUGGUCAUCUUCCUAUCUUGCCUACCAUGGUGGCAACCUGGCUCCUGGAACUUACAGCGUCUCACUGUACUUUUGCGAGACUGUCUUCACCAACGCGAGCUAUCGAGCCAUGGACGUCGUGGUUCAAGGUGAAGUGAUCGCUAGGCAGCUCGACGUUGUGAGAGAAGUUGGACCCCGGACAGCGUACAAGAUCACCAGGAACGCCACGGUCACUGAUGGAAGCUUGUCCAUCGAGUUCAUCUUCACCGGGCCCGACCGCUACAUCAAUCCAAACAUCUUCCGACUCGCGCCACAAUCUGGAGCAAUGGUGUCUGCUAUCUCGGUAAGAUCCUUCGAUCACGUAGACUCUCUGGGCAGUAAUUCCUCGAGAACCUGGAAGGUAGCAGUAGCAGCGUCAGUCUCCGCAGCAGCUGCUGCCAUCGCAGUUAUCAUCAUCGUCGCCAUCUUCUUUUGCAAGAGAUCCAGGAAGAACUUUCGGGCAAAGAGUUUUUCUAUCUACAGUGACACCGUUGGGAUCAAAGUCUACAGCUACAAGGAACUCUACGAGGCAACCGAUGGAUUCAAUCCAACGAAGAAGCUCGGGCAAGGAGGAUUCGGCAGCGUCUACGUGGGGAACUUGCAAGACCAAACUCUCGUGGCAGUCAAGCAACUCCUCCAUCAAACCCAGCAAGGCCGGGAGGCUUUCCGGAAAGAAAUCCGGAUUCUAAGCAGCGUCCAGCACAGGAAUCUCGUGGCAGUGAGAGGAUACUGCCUCGAGGCCGAGCAUCCAAUGCUGGUAUGCGACUACAUGCGCAAUGGAAGCCUAGACCAGUUCCUACACGGGAGCAGGGGAUUUCUCACCUGGAAUCAGCGCCGGAAGAUCGCGAUCGACACCGCAUUUGGCCUGGCGUACCUCCACGAUGAAUCCAAGCACCGGAUCAUCCACUGCGACCUCAAACCGCCAAACAUCCUCCUGGACGACGAUAUGAUGCCGCGCAUCGCGGAUUUCGGCAUGGCGAGGCUGUACGAGGAGGGGAAAUCGCACGUCACGGCCACAAAAAUGGGAGGGACGAUCGGCUACCUCGCCCCAGAGUACGCGAUGCACUACCAGCUCUCCGACAAGGCGGAUGUCUACAGCUAUGGCGUGGUGCUGCUGGAGAUUAUCAGCGGCCGGCGGGCGAUCGAUAGCGCGGCGCCUCGCGAGGAGGUGGUUUUGGUGGAUUUUGCGCAGAGCUUGGCGUCGAUCUCGACGCUGGAGCUUGUGACGCUGCUGGAUAAGAAGCUGGAGGGGGAGGGAGGGGAGAUUAGCGUGGCAGAGGUUGUAGAUAUGGCUAGGGUCGCUGUGCUGUGCACGCUCGAGAAUCCAUCGCUGCGGCCGAGAAUGCGGGCCGUGUGGCUCAUGCUCAAGGGCACGAUGGAGAUUCCAGACAUUCCCGCGAUGCUGGACACCAGGUAUAAUGCCGUCAGGGCGCUCAUGAGUGCUUACGAGCGAUCGCAAGCAACGAGUGAUUGCGCUGAGGCUGUUCUUCUCAGCCCGCGAUAGAAGUGGUAUGGAUCAAACAGGAGUUCUCACUUACCUUGUUCA
Molecule: messenger RNA, 3025 nt
Organism: Selaginella moellendorffii
Lineage: Eukaryota; Viridiplantae; Streptophyta; Lycopodiopsida; Selaginellales; Selaginellaceae
Product: probable LRR receptor-like serine/threonine-protein kinase At1g56130
Exons: 2
Coding region: 32-2983 (983 amino acids)
Biological process (GO): protein phosphorylation
Molecular function (GO): protein kinase activity; ATP binding; protein binding
Source: RefSeq, a predicted model, not a curated record